Ceratina calcarata is the source of this 4501-nucleotide messenger RNA. RefSeq names its product Lim3 homeobox protein (gene Lim3). Lineage: Eukaryota; Metazoa; Arthropoda; Insecta; Hymenoptera; Apidae. The record is from RefSeq and is a predicted model, not a curated record. Gene Ontology annotation, biological process: regulation of transcription by RNA polymerase II; neuron differentiation. Gene Ontology annotation, cellular component: nucleus. The transcript has 7 exons. Gene Ontology annotation, molecular function: RNA polymerase II transcription regulatory region sequence-specific DNA binding; zinc ion binding; DNA-binding transcription factor activity, RNA polymerase II-specific. Bases 567 to 1958 code for a protein of 463 amino acids.
CGUACCGACCGCUUCGGUUUCCCUGCGACGAUCCUUUCCAUCCGUCGACGAUUGGUACCUGUCAGUGUCUCGUAAUCUGUGACGACCUUAGUUCAACGGACUGAUAACAUUAACAGUCUAUCGUGCGCGGUUAUCUUGUUCCGUAUCAUCGAGGUCGAAUAUUCAGUGAUUUCUAAUCAAAUGGUGCAUGAGUUGACAUCAAACUAUCUAAUAAACGAGCAUUAUUCUGGCUCGAAAAAGACCGGAAGAAGAAUUAAAAAACUAACUAGAUCUGCACUUGGAAUUAUUAGUAGGAAAGAUCGUUCGAUUGAGAAACAGUGGAAUUUGACAACUACUAGCCGCUGCAUUUUAUUAAAAUAAAUUGCAAGCAAAACUACAAUUGGUUCCUAACAAUAAUCACACGUCGAUACAAUCUUAAACAGAACUUUGAGGACAGUAGUUUAAAAUUACAGUGUGGUAUUUUAGCUGUUCUUAAAAUACGAAAUUAACAAGUUCCUUGACGUUUAUAAAUACAAAUGUAUAAAGUGAUUAAUCAGUGAAACGUGUUAGAUUUGAAACGCGUGAAUAUGACUAUGAUAAGCUUGGAGAUGUUGGGCCGGGAGGCACUGCCUCUGGAAGGGAUGUAUCGGCGCGCUCGUCAGGACGUCUUGACGCCGCCACAUGACAGCCCGGAGUCCCGUAACGUCCGACGGAACGUCAGUAACGUCGGGAACGCUGCCGACGUCGCCAACUUUGACGACUCUCGUCGCCACGAGAUGCACCCGCUCGAUCAACCGGCCGUGGACCUUGGUUUGCCGGUUACUCUUCCUGAAAUUCUCUACUCUUCGAUACCAAAGUGCGGAGGCUGCCAGGAAGCGAUUUUGGACAAAUACGUUCUGAGGGUACUCGAAAGGUGUUGGCACGCGAGGUGUCUCACGUGCCGGGACUGCGGUGCACGAUUGACUGACAAAUGUUUCGCGAGGAACGGCCACGUCUUCUGCAAGGACGACUUCUUCAAGCGGUUCGGGACAAAAUGCGCGGGCUGCGGCCAAGGAUUGGCGCCGUCGCAGGUCGUGCGCAGGGCGCAAGAAUUGGUCUACCAUUUAACUUGUUUCUCGUGCGCCCUUUGUUCCCGGCAGCUGGACACCGGCGACGAGUUCUACCUCAUGGAGGACAGGAAGCUCGUUUGCAAACCUGACUAUGAGCAGGCGAAAGCGAAAGAAUUAGCGGACGGUGGGAGCAUAGAUGGUGACCAACCGAACAAAAGGCCAAGGACAACAAUCACGGCGAAGCAACUAGAAACAUUGAAAUUAGCGUACAAUACCAGCCCAAAGCCAGCGAGACACGUGCGAGAGCAACUAUCUCAGGAUACAGGGCUCGACAUGCGUGUCGUUCAAGUCUGGUUCCAAAAUAGGAGAGCAAAAGAGAAGAGACUGAAAAAAGAUGCGGGUAGAACUAGAUGGUCCCAAUAUUUUCGAAGUAUGAAGGGGACUGGGGCUGGUGGACAUUCACCAAGGCAUGAUAAACUCCUUGACAAAGACGAACUUAAAGUCGACUUAGACUCCACCUUCAGUCAUCAUGAUUUGAGUAACGACAGUUACGGCACGGUGGUGAACAUGGGAUUAGAGGGUGAAGGUGCGAGUCCAGGUGGGGGUGGAAAUGGGACAGGCGGAGGCCCUCCACGUGGUUAUUUGGGUGCAACGACUCCCCCUUAUCUUUCAACGUCCAGAUCGCCGUCCUUACCACCUCAAUUCCCGUAUCCACCGGAUACUGGCCUUUCCGUUUACACCACCCUCGGAGGCGGAAGCGGCAUGGUACCAGGACCAGCGUCAGAUUUGAGCAACGAAUCGAGCGGCGGCGGUGGAGGCGGCGGAGGCGGCGGCGGAGGUGGUUACCCGGACUUUCCGCCCUCGCCCGAUUCAUGGCUCGGUGAACCACCACCUCCGCACGCUCACCACCAUUCCCACUACGCCACAUAACCCGGCAAAUUGACGCGUUGCCAAGCACCGUUCGUAAGAACGGAUCGGCGCAAGGCGUUCACCUGACGUCCCCAUCCCGAUGAGACCGGGACUCGGUUGUAAGCUUAAGCUCUUCGUCGGACCAGACUGUCCUACUUCGUCGAUCGUCGUCGAACUGGAGAGGAUCAUUUUGUGUAUGUGUUUACGUGUACAUCGCCAACGGAUCCAUCCGCGAACGGAACUCGAUCGAACACUGACGAUCGAGCACCGUCUCGAACCAGAAAGAAAAGAUAGAGCGAAAGAGAGAAAGAGAGAGAGAGAGAGAGAGAGUCAUUCCACACUGUACUCUGCACCGUCCCAGCGGGUUUCCCAUCAUCGGAAUGAUGCCAUACGGCGCUGUCGUAUAAACGUUACAUUUAUAGCGCACGUACGAUAACGCAUUCGAUAGGUAUGAUUAAUCUAAAUAUAUUUAUGUACAAGUUCCUCAUUUUUCCCGAUACUAUGGAGUUUUAUUGUCGAGUAAAGAAACAAAAAUCUAGAGGGUAGUUCGUAGGCGUGUCGCGAGACUGUCGGUGUUCACUCGGCCCGGCGUGAUCCCGGAAGGACGAUCGUUCUCGUAAACAGAUUCGCCUUCGAAUUCUAAUUACAAAUCGUUAUCAUGGUAGGUACUGGUUAAGAUCGAAGAACGAAAUUGCGGUCGUCCUUCGUGGAAUGUAUCGUCUCGCUCGUGAGCAUCGCAGGACACGUUUCUGUGGUACUCCGCGCUUAUGUGACCCUAGAACUUUCAGGUGUCACUCAUUGUAAAUAGUUCAGAUUAGAUUUUAUCGUAACUGCAGUAAGGAAGGGUAAAAGAGUGAUAGGGAACUAAGAAAUGGCGAGAGGAUUGGCGUACAGCGAUCUCUACAGGAGCGACGCCGUCCGCGAAAAUGAAAUUCGAAAACAGGAUCGAACUCUGAAGCACCGAUUAAAUUCUUCCGAAAUCAAUACUUGAUAGAUUGACAUUCUUCCUGAACGCGGUUUUACUGACUUUGAUUUGAUUAUUUUUUAUUCGAGACGUAACAUCGAAUUGUACAAGACCGGUUGAUUAAGCACUGUAAACAUUCUUUUUACGCACUCCACUUUCCCCCGUUAAUGAAUAUUGAAUACGCCGCGCGUAUUUUCGAAACGUUUUACAUAAAGUCGAGUCAGUGUGAUUUGUCGAUAUGCAGCGGUGAAUCAUUCGAUUUUCGAGACAAAUUUCUGUGUGACCAGAAUAUGCAACUUCAACUGUACACGUAUUUAAAUUUGUUCCGCGAGUAAGGAGGAAUAUUCACGAAGUGGCUCGAGGAUAUUUUGUUUCAACGAUGAUGCCAUUGUCGCACGAAAGUAAGUCCUUUUUCCCCAUUGUUACCAUUGUAACCUCUAAAUUGUUAUUAAAUGAUCGCGACUCGGUUCCGCCGGCUUGCGCGAGAUCGAACAAACAUGGCCUCGUUGAAUCGAACGCCGGGUCGAUGAUUUACCUUGUGCAUGUUUGUUCAUCGUUGGUGAAACCGAGCAUCAGUGGAUUAUACCUUUGACGUGGUCCGCGGCACGUUUUGUCGAUUCGCAACAUCGGAAAGUGAGUAUUUUGAUCAAUCGAUCCGAUUUGAACGAACGUUUAUCCGCACUAUUAACGCUUUACGGACGGGGCUGUAAAUUUACUUACUGUUAGGUGAAACUUUUCUAAACGCGAAAGGUAACCAUCGUUGUUUCUUUCGUACGUCGCACUAUCGUGUAUUUAAAUGCACAAUUUGAUGAGCGACCACAUCGAUUGCUGCUCCUUUUUUAAACGCAACGACGUUCGUCGCUGUCUCUCUGUCCGUAAGGUGUUAACCUGAUCUUUAAAUAAUCAAAGUCAUUACGAUGUCAAUUGUACCCUCGUCUCAACACAUAGGUAGUGUGCGCGGUUAUGUAUAAAUUGUAUAUGUCCACACGAGAUACAUAUUCGCGAAAGCAUGCCUAGAUUUAUAGAUAACCGAUAAUCAAAAACGACGGAUUCAAUUGAUCGGCGGUAGCCUCAUAACUUCGUUCGCGUGCGAAAUAAUACGAGGCAUACACGUUUACGUUUAAGUAUCAUGUAUGAGCAGCAAGGAAACAUGACUCGCUGAAGAAGCUUCCAUUCGUUUUCCGAUUACCCUGUGUCUGCCUUGUAUUAUUCGAGGGGCAUAGUAAUUUGAGACACGUGUAGCGCGUAUCACGCGACAAGGAUCGAGACAGAAGGAAAAUUAUAUCACUGUAGAAUUGUAUAUACGUCAUCUCCGAUCGUUUUACCCGCGAGAAUUCCAUGAAACGAAGUAAAAAAAAAAGGGAGAGAAGGGAACAGAAAGAAGUUAUGAUAAGUUCUCGUCGGAUAUGAGAAUUGAACGUUGUACAGUUACGAAGGUCGAACACAUGCUCCUGGUCGACUUCCGUAAAAAAAGGAAACAGGGCGAAGGAAAGAUUCGCGUAACUAGCCCAGUUCAUAACUUCAUCGACACGAGUUACUACGGAUCUUUAUAUUAUUAUCUAGUCAUCGAGUGAUAAUAAAAAUUCUAUCGUAAUCUAUA